AAUUCACAUUGUCCUUUCUUACAGGGUGUGCCGAAAGCGAAAGCUGGCAUUGCUUGUAUCCAUAUUGUUUAGCUCCUGGCUGGUCCUAACAAUAUUGAAUGUGUCUAUGGCUGACCAUAGAACAGUCUGGAUUGGCCACUCCAAGCAGUAGGACGUUGUGUAGCGAGCUGCAAAAGUUUUCAAGCCUGCCUAAGACAUGGACGAUGAUACUGACAUCUUUGAUAUAGAUCCCAAGGAGGCCUGGCUGGAGCAGGUCACAAUUGGUGGACUACGACGUUGGCAUAUAAUAGCCUCAGUGCUGGGCAUACUAUUGAGUAUUAUGAUAAUGGUUUGUUGUUGCAUUCGGUUUCGCAUACCGCGCACCAAGCAGGAGAUUGAGGCGGAUUAUCAACGCAAACAGAUUACCAAAAAGUUUCGUGAGAAAUUACAACAAAUUAAAAAUUCUGAAAUGGAUGAUAUGGACUUGCAAAAAGUUUGUGUGCGUAUACAAAGCGACUAUCUCAAUCUUCAAGCUAGCGUGGAGAGCAUGAAUGAGAAGCAAAACGUUAAGUUUAAGAUAUAAAACUGUUAUACAAGUAUUUAGUACACAAUAAGCUGAAGUAUUAAAUUCAGUGUUAUACAUAUAAAUUCGAUAAUAUUUAAGUAAGCUUCCA
Messenger RNA from Drosophila busckii, 653 nucleotides. Its product is annotated as transmembrane inner ear expressed protein. The transcript has 3 exons. Bases 197 to 562 code for a protein of 121 amino acids. The record is from RefSeq and is a predicted model, not a curated record. NCBI's taxonomy places the organism in Eukaryota, Metazoa, Arthropoda, Insecta, Diptera, Drosophilidae.